AUGUCGGAAUUUGGCAACGAGACAACUGCAUCGACCCCCAUUGACCUCGACCGAUCCCUCACCGUCAGCUCCCGACUCUCCGACCGAUCACUCAAGAUGGCUGGCGUCUCCUACUACACUAUUGCUGGCCGGCAAGUCGGCAGCCACCACAUUGCCAUGGGCUGGCUGGGUACCCUCUUCGGGGGCGUCUAUUACGCCAUGUCUGGUCCCAAGAACAGCGCUGCCAAGGCCACCCCUCCGAUCAAUGCCUCGAGCUCCGACGAGGCCGACUUCAUCAAGAAAUUCAUGGAGGAGCAAGAGAAGAAGUAG
Molecule: messenger RNA, 309 nt
Organism: Hirsutella rhossiliensis
Lineage: Eukaryota; Fungi; Ascomycota; Sordariomycetes; Hypocreales; Ophiocordycipitaceae
Exons: 3
Coding region: 1-309 (102 amino acids)
Biological process (GO): proton motive force-driven ATP synthesis
Source: RefSeq, a predicted model, not a curated record